AUGGGGCCGCGCCCCGCCGCCCGCCCCGCCGCCCUGGCGCUGCUGGGUCUCGCCGCCGCCGCCGCCUCUCUGCCGCUGCCCGACGCCGGUCCGCACGUUAACUACGGCUGGGGGGAACCGAUCCGGCUCCGGCACCUCUAUACCGCCAGCAAGCACGGGCUCUUCAGCUGCUUUCUGCGGAUCGGCGGCGACGGCCGGGUGGACGCCGCCGGUAGCCAGAGCCCGCAGAGUCUGCUGGAGAUCCGCGCCGUGGCGGUGCGCACCGUGGCCAUCAAGGGCGUGCGGAGCUCCCGUUACCUCUGCAUGGACGAGGCGGGGCGGCUGCACGGGCAGCUCAGGUAUUCCACUGAGGAUUGUUCCUUUGAAGAGGAGAUUCGUCCAGAUGGCUACAAUGUAUAUAAAUCAAAAAAAUACGGAAUAUCGGUGUCUUUGAGUAGUGCCAAGCAAAGACAACAGUUCAAAGGAAAAGAUUUUCUUCCACUAUCUCACUUCUUACCUAUGAUCAACACUGUGCCCGUGGAGUCAACAGACUUUGGUGAAUACGGUGAUUACAGCCAGGCCUUUGAACCAGAGGUGUACUCCUCGCCUCUCGAAACGGACAGCAUGGACCCCUUUGGCAUCACCUCCAAACUGUCGCCGGUGAAGAGCCCGAGCUUUCAGAAAUGA
Molecule: messenger RNA, 666 nt
Organism: Gymnogyps californianus (California condor)
Lineage: Eukaryota; Metazoa; Chordata; Aves; Accipitriformes; Cathartidae
Gene: FGF19
Product: fibroblast growth factor 19
Exons: 3
Coding region: 1-666 (221 amino acids)
Biological process (GO): positive regulation of cell population proliferation; regulation of cell migration; positive regulation of gene expression
Cellular component (GO): extracellular region; cytoplasm
Molecular function (GO): fibroblast growth factor receptor binding; growth factor activity
Source: RefSeq, a predicted model, not a curated record